This is a messenger RNA of Eubalaena glacialis (North Atlantic right whale), 1611 nucleotides long. RefSeq names its product HHLA1 neighbor of OC90 (gene HHLA1). Bases 1 to 1611 code for a protein of 536 amino acids. The record is from RefSeq and is a predicted model, not a curated record. Lineage: Eukaryota; Metazoa; Chordata; Mammalia; Artiodactyla; Balaenidae. The transcript is spliced from 16 exons.
AUGCCAGGCUUCCUGCUACAUGGUCCACUGGUAAGGCUGUGCGUGGGCCUCGCAUGUGUCCUGUCCCUUUACAACACAGAGUCUGCCUUUAAAGGGGACGCCAAGAAGGAAAAUUUCAUGACCUUCCUACUUACAGCACUGUCUGGCCUCCGAGGAGAAGAGAGUAGAGAAAAGGGGGUCGCUUUUCUGGAUACCACAGAGCUGCCUGCAAUGUCGGUUGAUCUGUCUGCACUUAACCUGACAGAGCUGGUGAACGGAAUGCUGAUCAGAGCUUUAAAAGAUAGCAAGAAAUUUUUUUCCUUGCUGAGUGUUACUUCCUAUAGCUCCUUUGCCUUCCACAAGUUUUCUGUGGCCAUUUACAACAUUUCUAACCUGAAGACUGUGGACCCGGCCAAAUUCCCCACACGGUACUGUUACUGCUUAAACAACCGGACCAACGAUUUAUCAGAUUUCACAGCCCUACUGGUGGACAUCGUUGGAAAUUCUACCAGCUACCUCACAGAGAUUUUUAAGUCAACCUCCAUCCUCUCAGUGAGUCAAGCGAAUGAAUCUGACUGCAUCUUCAUCUGUGUGAUGUCAGGAAAGUCAGGAAGGAAUCUUUCUGACUUCUGGGAGAUGGCGGAAAAAUCUCCUGUUAUCAAUUACACAUUUACCAGCAGCAUGUCUGGUGUUCUGGGUGAGUCUACCAGGGGGACGGCCCUGACUUCACAGCUCACACCCGCAAGCCAGCAAACACUACCAAGGACAAGCCCCCCACGUGGAUCCCAGAACGCGGGAGUGUCUGCUCUGAGAAGCUCUCCCUGGACAGAGUCAACCCCUCCUUCAGAGGGAGAGCAGACCAUGAGCACAAACAAGCGUCCUGAGGGUCACAGCAGAGCCCCGGCCAGAGCUACCGCCACCCUGGACAGCGCCUCUCCCACCCUCCCAGCCUGGGUUACCAGGAAGGUGGCUGGAACUCCAUGGGUGACAGCCCACAGGCAGGCAUGGGCUUCCACACUACCUGUGCCCUGGGCUCAGGCCACCAGUGAGAAAACACCUGGAGGGCUUCCCUGGGAAACACUUUCCUCCUCGCCGACAUCUCCUGCAGAGGCCGAGGAGGCCAUGAACACGCGGAGCUUUUCCGAGACUCCUGCCAAGACAGCGGCCACGCCUGGCAGCCCAUCAGGGACCAGCCCAACCUCAGGCCCAUUCACCCCUGGCACACAGACUCCAAGCCCUACCAAGGCUCCGGCCCCCAGAUAUCCACAGGCAGGUGAUCUCCCUGCUGCGUGGCCCUUUACGCCUGGAGAAGAGCCAGCCCUCGUCCCAGGACCCCACCAGGUUUCAAGGUGUCCUGAGCCGCUCCUCAAGGAGGGGGCCAUGACCCCUGCUCCUCUCACGCUGGCCAUCCAGAAGCUCAACCCUUGCCUGAUGGAGCUGUGCCGCCUUUUCCAGCAAUGCCUCUGCAUGAGCCAGAAGAGAGACCCCAGGAUGGAGGCAGCGAGGUAUUGUCUUGAAUACUAUUCCUGGUUUCUAAAGAAUGCAACAUACAUCUGUCAGAGGGUGAAAAGGGUGUUCCACUCACACACCUUAAAACAAAAAUGCCUCGAGAAUAUCUGCAAGUCUGUUUGA